Manis javanica (Malayan pangolin) is the source of this 1212-nucleotide messenger RNA. RefSeq names its product protein tyrosine phosphatase mitochondrial 1 (gene PTPMT1). Lineage: Eukaryota; Metazoa; Chordata; Mammalia; Pholidota; Manidae. Gene Ontology annotation, molecular function: phosphatidylinositol-4,5-bisphosphate 5-phosphatase activity; phosphatidylglycerophosphatase activity; phosphoprotein phosphatase activity. The record is from RefSeq and is a predicted model, not a curated record. Gene Ontology annotation, cellular component: mitochondrion. Gene Ontology annotation, biological process: protein dephosphorylation.
CUGUGUCACAGGCCACCGGCAGUUUCACAGUUGCACAGGUCUCCGGCCCUGGUCGCGCCCUCCUUCAGUCGCAGUCCCGGUUUCGCGCCCAGGAGCCCCUGGUCCCUCCCCCGCGGACGGCAGCCCCUCCUCCAGAGGCGCGGUGGUGGCCCAGGGGCCCCCGGCUCUUCCGGUGAGUCCCUAGGGCACACGUGCGAAGCCUCUCAGCCCGGGGAGCCCGCGCCGGCCGCUUAGCCUUCGCGGGAGGACGCAGACCAGUUGCAGCCCCCGUCCUCGGCGACUCCUGGCUGUCCUGGCGGCCACGGGUCGCGAGCCCAGGGGUGGCCGAGCCGCCGCGGCGCUGCGGCGGGUGGGCGGAAUGGCGGCCGGCUCAGUGCGGGAGGCCGGCCUGGCCCGGCUGCUCUUCUACCCGACGCUGUUAUACACGCUAUUCCGAGGCAAGAUGCCAGGCCGGGCGCGCCGCGAGUGGUACCACCGCAUCGACCACGUCGUGCUGCUGGGCGCGCUGCCGCUGCGGAGCAUAACGCGCCGGUUGGUUCAGGACGAGAACGUGCGUGGGGUGAUCACCAUGAACGAAGAGUAUGAGACGAGGUUCCUGUGCAACUCCUCAAAGGAGUGGAAGAAAGUAGGAGUUGAGCAGCUGCGGCUCAGCACGGUUGACAUGACUGGAAUCCCAACCUUGGCUGAUAUCCAGAAGGGCGUCCAGUUUGCUCUCAAGUACCAGUCCCUGGGCCAGUGUGUCUAUGUGCAUUGUAAGGCUGGGCGCUCCAGAAGUGCCACUAUGGUGGCAGCAUAUCUGAUUCAGAGCAUUUACAGAGUCAUGGAGUUUAAAGAACAAGGAAAUGUAAAGAUAACUAGCCUGCCUUUGUGUGAUGAACUGGUGUACAAUUGGAGUCCAGAGGAGGCUGUAAGUGCCAUCACCAAGAUCCGCUCACAUGUCCACAUCAGACCUGAACAAUUUAAAGUUCUCAAAGAAUUCCACAAAAUCACUGCAGUGACAGCAAAGAAGUCUUUUCAUACGUCAUAGACAUGAAGUACUUGGAUUUGAAAGAGCUCAAGACAGCCUUGCUUGCUACAGAAUGAAAAAGUUUAACAGGAACAAAAUGGGACUUAAGCCCAGGCUUGACAUAACAGAAAUGUUGCUAAGUAGUAGAUAAUUUUACUCCUUGUCUUGUUUCAUUUUCCUAAAUAACACUGUUGUAUGCCUAGAAA